Messenger RNA from Parnassius mnemosyne (clouded apollo), 378 nucleotides. NCBI's taxonomy places the organism in Eukaryota, Metazoa, Arthropoda, Insecta, Lepidoptera, Papilionidae. The record is from the annotation of a GenBank genome assembly.
AUGAAGCCUCGUUUUAAAAAUAUUAAUAAAAUUAGCAAUGAAAAGCUAAAGCGGAAGGUCUACUCCGAAGAUAAUUUGCAAAAAGCCCUUGUAGAAAUAACUAAGGACAUGAGUAAAAAACUGGCUGCAAAAACCUUUCAAGUUCCACGUUCAACCAUACAAUUCAGUCUAAAAAUUCCAGGGCAUGGCUCUAAACCAGGCCCUCCAACAAUUUUAAAUAACGAGGAAGAAGAGGCUUUAGUUAACUGGAUCAAAAUCAUUAGCCGGAAAGGCUUCCGUAAAAGAAAAGAAGAGUUAAUUAAGAUUCUUUUAAGAACGGAGAAAAAUGGUUUAAAUUAUUUUAAGCAGACAUCCUACAUUAACUUUCCGUACACCUGA